CCACGAGAGCCCCCUGCGCGACCGCCGGCGCGGACGGCGGCGGCCAUGGCCGCGCCAGGUGCCCUCCGCAGGGCCGCCGUGGCGGGCGCGGGGCCGGCGGGGCUUACGGCGGCGGCGCUGCUGCAGCGAGCAGGCUGGCAGGUCAGCGUGCACGAGGCCGCCCCGAAGGCGGAGUGGGCCGCGAGCCGGGCGUUGCCGCUGGGGCUGUGGGAGCCCGCGUGUCGAGUACUCGAGGGGCUCGGGGUGGCGACAUUCGGGGCCCUCCGUUCGGCCCCUGCCGGGGGGCUGCUACGUCACCGUGGCGGGCCAGGUGCUGGCGGAGCCGUCUGCGGGAGUGCUGUCGCGGCGGGGCUCUCGCGGAGCGGCCGAAGCUGGCACGGGAAGAGCGGGGGCGGCGGCUGACAGCUGUUCUUCCCUCCGGGGCGUCCGAGAGGGGGGCGAGGACGACGGUCAGGAACCUUGGCCUCGUGUGUCAUGCCGUCGGUUUGGGCCCACCACGCUGCGGCGCGACACACG
Molecule: messenger RNA, 516 nt
Organism: Prorocentrum cordatum
Lineage: Eukaryota; Dinophyceae; Prorocentrales; Prorocentraceae
Source: the annotation of a GenBank genome assembly